Messenger RNA from Capronia epimyces CBS 606.96, 1185 nucleotides. RefSeq lists its product as uncharacterized. Lineage: Eukaryota; Fungi; Ascomycota; Eurotiomycetes; Chaetothyriales; Herpotrichiellaceae. The transcript has a single exon. The record is from RefSeq and is a predicted model, not a curated record. The coding region runs from base 1 to 1185 and encodes 394 amino acids.
AUGUCGAAUGAGAACCCCACGCUUGUUUGGUCGCCCUACCCGCCACCUUCCCAUCCACAGAAAACGAUUUCACAGCCUGCUUGCUUGUCCAUCUCCAUCAAACACCCUGGUCAGGACCUCCCGCUCCUAGCUUUCCCUCCUUUCGACGCAGGCGGCGUUCAUCAUGAGACUGUUCUUGUGGCUUGCGGAAUUCUCGUUGGCAACCACUGGGACGGCUUUCUCAGCUCAGACAGAGAGGGCCAACACUCUGUCUCGUCGUCCGAAAAAAUCUUACGAGAAGAAUCAUACUACUACCACCCAUCACGGCAGCCGAGUGAACUGGACUAUGCUGUGACACCGACAUUCGAACACUGGCGCUUUCCAUAUGGGAAACUCCCUCCUUCAUGGCAGCAGAUCCCAUCAUUCAAGCAAACUUCACAACCGAAUGACUCCAAUCUUUGUCGAGUCACACAAUUUGAGGAGGGCGUUGAAGAUGCACACUUGGUCCCAAGCUCUGAAAGGAGGUGGUUUGAUAACAAUCUGGCGUUGUACAUGAAUUCAGCCCGAGCAGACGCAUUGAAGGCCCCAGUCAACAUGAUCCGUUUACGAAGCGACAUUCAUACCGUGUUUGAUGCGAAGCGUUUUGCCAUCGUACCUCUGGACGGUCGAUUGAUUGUGUACUGCCUCAACUACCAACUUGGCUCACAGUUUGCUGAUCUUUAUCACGGCGUUGAAAUACAUCAAAUCCGUGCCUCCCCACCUGUCUGCCAGUUCUUGUUCGCACGAUUCGCAUACACGGUGUUCGACACGCUUCGAGGCUUUCUAGUGCUGAAUAUCCCCAAAAAGCUGCGCCUCUUCAUGAACAACCAGAUGGAAACUGAGUUGUGUAAUCCGGAACGUUGCUGGCGAUUCGCCCAGUACACGGCAUGCCAGGGCAAAUCUGCUAGUGCCAGUGCCAGCCCCAGGAAACGUCCAUAUCCGGAUGCUGGACCGGCUUACAGUGAUGAUGACGGAAUGGAGGAAGAAUUUCGAGGCCGAAAAAAGAGUCGCAGUGACGAGACUAGCUCCUCCGCCGAUCUAUCAGUCAAAACGCCUGAGACGACCCCCUUUCCAGCAUCAAAGAUCGGGAAAACCACGCAUGUCGACAAUGGAGAUGAGCAUCUUAUUCUAUCCUCGCAAGGCCGUGGCUGGGGUACGGCGGGCUGA